Molecule: messenger RNA, 881 nt
Organism: Gavialis gangeticus (Gharial)
Lineage: Eukaryota; Metazoa; Chordata; Crocodylia; Gavialidae
Gene: POU3F2
Product: POU class 3 homeobox 2
Exons: 1
Coding region: 70-855 (261 amino acids)
Biological process (GO): regulation of transcription by RNA polymerase II; brain development
Cellular component (GO): nucleus
Molecular function (GO): RNA polymerase II cis-regulatory region sequence-specific DNA binding; DNA-binding transcription factor activity, RNA polymerase II-specific
Source: RefSeq, a predicted model, not a curated record
CACCUGGGCCCCCCGCACCAGGGGCACCCGGGGGCCUGGGGCGCCACCACGGCCGCCCACCUGCCGUCCAUGGGCGGCGGGCAGCAGCAGCAGUCGCUCAUCUACUCGCAGCCGGGGGGCUUCACGGUGAACGGCAUGCUGAGCCCCCCGCCCGGCGGCCAGAGCCUGGUGCACCCGGGGCUGGUGCGGGGGGACACGCCGGAGCUGGGCGAGCACCCGGGCCACCACCACCACCACCACCAGCACCACCCGCACCACCAGCAGCAGCACCACGGCGGCGUCAACAGCCACGACCCGCACUCGGACGAGGACACGCCGACCUCGGACGACCUGGAGCAGUUCGCCAAGCAGUUCAAGCAGCGCCGGAUCAAACUGGGAUUUACCCAAGCGGACGUGGGCUUGGCGCUGGGCACGCUGUACGGGAACGUCUUUUCGCAGACCACCAUCUGCAGGUUCGAGGCCCUGCAGCUCAGCUUCAAGAACAUGUGCAAGCUGAAGCCUUUGUUGAACAAGUGGCUGGAGGAGGCGGACUCGUCCUCGGGCAGCCCCACCAGCAUAGACAAGAUCGCGGCGCAGGGCCGCAAGCGGAAAAAGCGCACCUCCAUCGAGGUGAGCGUCAAGGGCGCCCUGGAGAGCCACUUCCUCAAGUGCCCCAAGCCCUCCGCCCAGGAGAUCACCUCGCUGGCGGACAGCCUACAGCUGGAGAAGGAGGUGGUGAGAGUGUGGUUUUGUAACAGGAGACAGAAAGAGAAACGCAUGACUCCCCCGGGAGGGACUCUGCCGGGAGCCGAGGAUGUCUAUGGGGCAAGUAGGGACACGCCACCGCACCAUGGGGUGCAGACCCCCGUGCAGUGAACUCGCAGCGGGGGGAGGGCCCGGGG